AUUUUCAACAAGUAGUUUUCUGACUAGUCGUCUCAUUACUGCACUCGGCCAUGGAGGUACAGGAGUACGACUGGUUUCAGUCUCUCCAUUUAUCUACGUUGAAUAGUCUUGAGGGUUCACAUUCUUGACUUGUCUUCCCUCCAUGUGAUAAGGUAUCUUUGAGAUUUCUUCUUGUAGUUUCCCUCCUCCUUUAUACCUCCACCGUUUUUCAUCAAAAAAGAAUUGCCAGUCUUGAAAAUAAUUGAGAGCACAUACUACCAGGAUUGAUUAUGUCUAGUUCUGUAAUUCAUUUUCUUCAUUUCCCCUUCCUACUUUUAAUUCUUCUACCAACAAUUUCCACUGCACAAAAUAUAACUUUAGGUUCCUCUUUAACGUCUGGGGUUGCAAACACUUCAUGGAUUUCACCGUCCGGCGACUUUGCAUUUGGCUUCCGUCCAAUUGAAGACAACAGCAGUUUCUUACUUGCAAUAUGGUUCGACAAGAUACCUGAUAAAACCAUUGUUUGGUUUGCUGAUGGAGAUUUACAAAUUCCGGAAGCAUCCAAAGUUGAGCUAUCUACCAAUGGUAGUUUUAUUCUUACGGAUCCUCAAGGCAAAGUAUUAUGGACGGCUGGAGAACAAGUGAUUGGCACUACAUAUGCGUCCAUGCUUGAUGAUGGGAAUUUCGUUCUUGCAGGCGGGCGGAAUUCUUCUGAUUAUUUGUGGGAAAGCUUUAAGAAUCCUAUAGACACCAUCUUACCAACACAGUUUAUAAAUGUAAGUAGAGGAAACUUUAUGCUUUCUUCCCGUGUAAAUGAUACAGCAUAUUCAAAAGGAAAAUUCAGGCUCCGAAUGCACCAAAGUGGAUAUUUUGCGCUCUACCCGGUUGGCUUUCCGAGUCUGACAGAGAAUAAUUACGAGGCUUACGUGAACGUAACUUGGUCACCAGGACCUAAUGGUAGCCGGUUUGUCUUCCGGGAAUCAGGCGAAAUUAAUAUUGUAAGUGGGAAUGGAAACAUCGAUCUUACAUGGUAUCCCACAGAUAUAUCCCCGGACAGUGGGAUGUAUUACAGAGCAACACUCGACUUUGAUGGAGUUUUCAGACAAUACUCUCACCCAAAGACUUUCAUCAAUUCUACACAAAGCUGGAGCAUCGAAAGAUCAAUCCCUGAAAACAUUUGUCUACGGAUUAAUGGUAGACUGGGCAGUGGUGUUUGUGGAUAUAAUAGUUAUUGCAACAUCCAAGGGGACCGAAGGCCUACUUGUCAGUGCCCACCUGGGUAUGAAUUUGUUGAUCCAAAUAAUAUAUAUGGUGGUUGCAGACCAAGUCUCCCUUUACAGAAAUGCCAGGAAGAAGACACAAGCAAUCCGGAGGAGUUAUUUGAGUUAAAGACCUUGGAUAACGUAGAAUGGCCACUUUCAGACUAUGACGAGUUGAAGUCUUACAAUGAGACGGAGUGUAGAAGUUCUUGCAUGAACGAUUGUUCUUGUGCAGUAGCUGUAUUACUGAAUGGAACAUGUUGGAAAAAGAAGCUACCGCUCCCAAAUGGUAGGCUCGAUACUGAUGUUAAAAGAAUUACUCUGAUCAAAAUAAGGAAGGAUGGUAUAACAAUAGAAGAUCCCGGUCGAGCAGAAGAUCGAUCAACACUGGUUCGGGUAGUGUCGAUUCUUUUAGGCAGCUCAGUAUUCUUUAAUUUCAUAUUUUUAGCAUCAAUCUUUCUGGUUUUCUUUUUCAUGAACAAGAAACUGAGUAAAAGAAAACAAACGCCAAGUGUAAUGAGAUCUAGUCCUCGUUCAUUUACUUACCAAGAGCUGGAAGAAGCCACAGAUGGGUUCAAGGAAGAGUUAGGAAGGGGUGCUUUUGGUAUAGUCUAUAAAGGGUGCAUAGAGGAACUGGGUUCAACAAAUUCCAUUGCAGUAAAGAAGCUAGACAAGGUGUUUCAAGAAGGCGAAAAGGAAUUCAAAAGUGAAGUCAGUGCAAUUGGACAAACACAUCACAGAAAUCUUGUUCGGCUGCUUGGGUUCUGUGACGAGGGGCAACAUAGACUUUUAGUAUAUGAGUUCAUGAGUAACAACAGUUUGGCAUAUCACCUCUUUGGAAUUUCUAAACCAGAUUGGAACCAGCGAGUCCAAAUUGCAUUCGGGAUAGCAAGAGGACUCAUGUAUUUGCAUGAAGAAUGCAGCAACCAAAUCAUUCACUGUGAUAUAAAGCCUCAAAACAUACUGUUGGAUGAUAGUUUUACCGCGAGGAUUUCAGACUUUGGAUUGGCAAAGCUUUUAAUGAAUAACCAAACUCGAACUCUGACAGGGAUUAGAGGAACUAGAGGAUAUGUAGCUCCGGAGUGGUUCAGAAAUGCGCCAAUCUCAGCAAAGGUGGAUGUUUAUAGUUUCGGUGUAAUGUUACUUGAGAUUGUUUGUUGCAGAAAGGGAGUGGAACUGGAUUUAGGAGAAGAAGAUAAAAGAAUCAUUCUCACUGAUUGGGCGUACGAGUGCUUUAAACAAGGAAAAUUACAAGAUCUGGUGGAUGAUGAGGAUGUGAUACACGACAUGGUAACAUUCGAGAGGCUGGUAAUGAUAGCUAUAUGGUGUAUUCAAGACGAACCAUCACUUCGGCCGUCAAUGAAGAAAAUAACACUAAUGCUGGAAGGAGUAGUUGAAGUUUCUGUACCCCCAUGUCCUUGUCAACUGAGCACAUAUGUUGGAAAUAAUAGCAAAGAUGACUAGUUGUACAUUAAAUCCUAUAUAAUUGAGUUCAAAUAAGUCCCAUAUGUAUGUAUCAGAAAUUCGGAACCAUGUUUUGAAAUGUUACGUGCACAAAUUCGAACU
Molecule: messenger RNA, 2804 nt
Organism: Papaver somniferum (opium poppy)
Lineage: Eukaryota; Viridiplantae; Streptophyta; Magnoliopsida; Ranunculales; Papaveraceae
Product: G-type lectin S-receptor-like serine/threonine-protein kinase LECRK3
Exons: 1
Coding region: 270-2702 (810 amino acids)
Biological process (GO): protein phosphorylation
Molecular function (GO): protein serine/threonine kinase activity; ATP binding
Source: RefSeq, a predicted model, not a curated record